This is a messenger RNA of Polistes dominula (European paper wasp), 1024 nucleotides long. RefSeq names its product protein archease (gene Archease). Gene Ontology annotation, cellular component: tRNA-splicing ligase complex. The record is from RefSeq and is a predicted model, not a curated record. Gene Ontology annotation, biological process: tRNA splicing, via endonucleolytic cleavage and ligation. NCBI's taxonomy places the organism in Eukaryota, Metazoa, Arthropoda, Insecta, Hymenoptera, Vespidae.
AAAAAUAAGACGACAAAUCAUUCAAACUCGGUCGAUACAAUCGCGAUCUUUUUCUCUCCCGUGUAAGUACUGCCAUCUACGUAGUAGAAAUUUUACGCACGCGUACUACGGCUCGUAGUAUUCAACCAGGUAAUCAGCUGAUCGUUUAUUCAAGUAGAUGAGAUCAGCUGUAGCCGGCCAUGGACCUUACUAAUGAAGAUCUAUCAAUUCCACAAGUUAAAUACGAAUAUCUCGAUCACACCGCUGACGUACAAUUACACGCAUGGGGUGAAAGUUUAGAGGAAGCUUUUGAACAAUGUGCGAUAGCAAUGUACGGAUAUAUGACUGAUCUUAAUCGAGUGGAGAUAACAGAUAUUCAUAAAUUUGAAAUUGAGGGACACGAUCUUCAAAGUCUACUUUUUCAAUUUUUAAAUGAAUUAUUAUUUAUCUUCAGUGCCGAACCAUACCUCGUCGCAAGGAAAGUGAAAAUCAACGAAUUUGAUCGUGAAAAUUUCAAAAUCAAGGCGACCAUUUACGGGGAAGAAUUCGACAUUCAAAAACACAGUCAAGAAGCUGAAGUUAAAGCUAUCACAUAUUCGGCAAUGCAAAUCUUAGAUCAACCUGACGUUGAACGUCCUGAAGUUUUCGUCAUUGUUGACAUAUAAACAAAAAUAACAUACUUAAAUGACAACUAAUAUAUUACAUUAUCUAUCUGUAUAUCUAUUUAUCUCGCUCUCUCCCUUUCCCUCUGUCUCUUAUUCUUAGUACCAAUAAAUUGGUACAAAAUAUUUAAACAAUUAUGACAUCUACCAACAAAUUAAUUCAAAAGUAAUUAACACGAAUUAAAUCAAGUUAUCUGCAUUUAAAAGUAAACACACAAAAAAUAGAAUUAACAGCAAAAGAAUGACCAAGACUUAUACGGUAGAUGAGCGACAGAGGGGUAGGAGUGGUGGGGGUUAACUCGAAGAAAAAGAAGGGAGGAGACGUCCUAUGUAGGGUAUAAAAUUCUUUUUGUAGGGUUCGAAUAAAUACGUUAGAAAGAAAA